Molecule: messenger RNA, 3556 nt
Organism: Hyla sarda
Lineage: Eukaryota; Metazoa; Chordata; Amphibia; Anura; Hylidae
Product: transient receptor potential cation channel subfamily V member 6-like
Exons: 16
Coding region: 326-2395 (689 amino acids)
Biological process (GO): calcium ion import across plasma membrane
Cellular component (GO): membrane
Molecular function (GO): protein binding; calcium channel activity
Source: RefSeq, a predicted model, not a curated record
UCUGUGUAAAAGGCGUGUGAACAGCUGAUUUCAACAUUUGAGCCAAAAUUACUAACAACUUACACCAAAUGAUAAAUUUGGCGCACAUUAACGAAAACCAAAGUGAAAAAAAAAGGGUAAAAAUAAACUGUCAACAGGCAAAAUUGAUAAAUACCCCCCAGUGAUUCUUCUAUAUCUGCUGACACUUGGGUCCUCGAUACAUUGAUCCAGCACAGAUCAGGUUAAUGCAGAAGACGAACAGGUCUGGUGAGGAUGGGGGUUUGGAAUGAAGGAGACUCAGGGGCACAUGUGACCCCCGAUGUGGGGGACCAAUGAAUAAGGCGUCAUGUUUAAUCCACUCAAAGAAAGGAUAAGCACGUGGGCUGGAAGACAUCGAUCAGCAGAGGAGGAGAAGACGGAGCUGAUCCAGAGGAAACGGAUUCAAGAUCUUCCGCUCCUACGAGCGGCAAAGGAAAAUGACAUUCAACUAUUAAAGGAACUUCUGGAAGAUGAGACGUGUGAUCCAUUUCAGAGAGGUGCGGUGGGGGAGACGGCAUUACACUUGGCGGUCCAGUAUGAAAACCUGGAAGCUGUGGAGAUUCUACUGGAUGAGGCUCCUCAGCUAAUCAAUGAGCCGAUGGCCUCCAGCCUCUAUAAAGGUCAGACGGCAUUACAUAUGGCUGCUGUCAAUCAGAACAUAAACCUGGUUCUCACCCUGAUACAUAGAGGAGCUGACGUCUCUUCCCCUCGAGCUACAGGGACAUUCUUUGCACUUAAUAAUAAGAAUCUCUUUUACUUUGGAGAGCACAUACUGUCCUUUGCAGCAUGUGUGGGAGACACAGAGAUUGUGAAGAUACUUCUAGAUUAUGGAGCUGAUAUCCAAGCCAAAGAUUCUUGGGGUAACACGGUUCUGCACAUCCUUGUUCUUCAACCCAACAAACAUCUAUCGUGCCUGAUGUUUGACUUCCUCCUAUCACAAGAUUGUGGAAAGACUCCAAUGGACAUUCCAAAUGUACAGGGACUCACACCGCUGAAGUUGUCCGUUGUAGAAGGAAAUGUGAUUAUGUUCCAGCACUUAAUUCAAAAGAAAAGAAAAAUCCAUUAUACAUUUGGUCCUGUCACCACCAUGAUGUAUGACUUGUCGGAAAUCGAUUCAUGGGACGAUCAGCAAUCCGUGCUUGAGCUUAUUGUAUCAGCCAACAAGAGUAAGGCUCAUAAAAUACUCAACAUUCCUCCAGUUAAGGAGCUACUGCAAAAGAAAUGGAAUUCAACUGGACGUCCAUACACCCGAUUCCUGGGCUUAGUCUACAUCCUAUAUAUGAUCUGUGUCUCUGUAUGUUGUGCCAACCGUCCUCUGAAGCCUCGGACAACAAAUACCACAGACCCCAGAGACAUUACUCUGUUAGUUCAGAAAACUCUGCAGGAAGCUUAUUUGACAUACGAUGAUCAUCUAAGACUUGUUGGUGAGGUCAUUUCGGUCAUUGGAGCUCUCAUACUUUCGAUGAGCGAGCUGUUACAGGCCUACAAAAUGGGUUUGAGGCACUUCUGGAGCCAUAUAUUCUGGAGGGAUCCAUUCAAUGUAAUCAGAAUUUGCUUCGCUCUUCUACUCUUGAUCAUCCUUGCUAUGCGUUUGACUGAUACUGACGGAGAAGUUGUCCCCAUGUCGGUGGCAUUAGUGCUGGGGUGGUGUUACUCUAUGUAUUUUGCCCGAGGCUUCCAAAUGCUGGGACCCUUCACUAUCAUGAUACGAAAGAUAGCCGCCAGUGACCUUUUGAAAUUUUGCUGGCUCAUGGCCGUGGUGGUUGUCGGCUACAGUGUGGCUCUAUUUAUUACCUUUCAGACAGUACAGGGACAAGCGCUUGGUUCUUUUAAUAACCAUAUAAUGACCCUGAUCAGCACCUACUGUCUAUUCUCCAAUCUCCUCAAUGGACCGGCCAACUAUUCUGUUGAGGCCCCAGGGAUGUAUCGCCCCCUCUACGGCUCGUUUUGUGUCAUUGCCUUUCUUCUCAUGUUCAACCUGCUCAUCGCAAUGAUGGGAGACUCACAAUCUGCUAUGGUUAAGAGGAAAGAAGAGUUAUGGAAAGUAGAGAUGAGUGAUGCUACCGUAAAGAUGGAGCUGACAUUUCCACAGUGUCUGUGGUUUGGCACAAAAUCCACUGAGCAAGACUUGGACAAAAGACGAUAUAUUAGUGUGGAAGAGCGGAAAUGGAACCCGCACCAUCCACGUGAAGUCAACAGGUCAUCAAGUGAUGAGGAAUCAGAUGAAGACUCUACACCUCAAAAGUCACAAGAGAGGAGUCCAGACCUGUAUACCCGACAGGAGAUCAGAACAAAUAUCAAUGAUGGAAGUGAAGACAGUAGAAAAGUGGAACAACAUGAAAAUAAUGUGUGGGGAGAAGAGACGUUUCAGCUUUAAAGGGGUAUUCCAGCCUUAGCUAUCUUCUCCCCCUCCAUUCAUGUCUAUGAGAGGGGCCGUGACGGCCGUCACGUCCCUUCCCAUAGACAUGAAUUGAAGGGGUGUGGUGUGACAUCAUGACGGGGCGUGGCUGUGAAUCACAUCUUGGUCUUGGAAGCAGCGCCAGGUACAGAAUGCCGGGGGCUGCACUGAGAUUGUGGGGUCCCGCCACUGGGGGUAAGGGUAUAAGAUGUCUAAAGCCGGAAUUCCCUUUGAAGUUUUUUAUUGGAUACAUCUAUUAUAUGUUGUACUAAAUUUAUCUAAAAUAUGCCAUACUUGCCCAUUCUUGACUGAAGGUUUAAAAAUAACACAAUGUCCCAAUCUGUACAGCAAAGCUGAAGGUUUAAAAUGAACACUUCCAUGCUGCCAUGUGUACAGGAAUAAUAUCCUUUUCUCAGCCUCUGUUAUACAAAACCUUUCUAUAAGACACAUCGAGCCAAAAUUCAAGCGCUACUUCCUUUCCUACUCAACUUAGUAAGUAUGUAGACUCAUAGACAUAAAAAUAUGUACCAAGAUGAUGUGUGAAUGUAAUAAUGAUAUAUGCAAUGGGAGUAUAGAUCGGAAAAGCACAGGACAAAUAAAAAAAACUUUAUUGAUGUAUUGGGGACAACGCGUUUCGGCAUCAACUGAUGAUGCCUUCCUCAGGUCCACUUACAGUUCCCAGUGUAGAUCAGUGCUGGGUAACUGGAACGGAGUCCUGUAGAGAUUCUGUGCUUUCCUCGGUCCGUCAAUAAUGAUAUAUGUAAGUGAUUACAGUAUUAGACAAAAACAAAUUGUGAAAAAUUGUACAAUUGAAAGGAGGCUCUAGUAGUAGGCACACAAGUUCUGUAUGGCAUCCUGCGGCACAUUUGCCCACAGAGGUUACAGAUUGGCCCGUAGAUCCUGCACACUUGUAGGUUGCUGGACUACAGAUUAGUGUUGAGCGGCAUAGGCCAUAUUCGAAUUCGCGAAUAUUCGCGAAUAUAUGGACGAAUAUUCGUCAUAUAUUCGCGAAUAUUUGCGUUUUAUUUUCGCAUAUGCAAAUAUUUGUGUUUGCGAAAAUUAACAUAUGCGAAAAUUUGCAUAUAAGAAAACCUGUGCAAGCAAAAAUUUGCAUAUUCGAAAAUUCGCGCACCAGUCUCA